GGGCUGGAUCGAGUACUAUGUGGUUUGUGUGUAUCUGAUGUUGCAUGUAAUUACUUAUGUUUUCCACUACUAUUCUAAUUAUUGCUCUUGUAUGGUGCUUACUAGGUUGCAGGGUCCAGAGCUUCAGUUUGGAUACAUAAUGGCUGACCUUAUUGCAGGUGCAGCUGUUGGUUACGGUUUCGAACUCUUUGUGAAUCGUGGUUUAGAGUUUGCUAGAGCAGUAUGGGAAUACAAGGAAAACUGCAGGAGCUUUGAGUCUGAUAUUAAAAGCACAGCUGACAAUUUGAGACAACUCAAGGAUAUAGGGUUGACGUCCGCAGAAAGUGAGGAAUUGUCCGAAAGAGUGAAGGGUCUUAUAUCUCAGCUGGACAAGAUUAGAGGGCCUUGUGUAUGGCGGGGACGGUUGUCUGCAGUUAUGGUGUUCUUGAGGCGUGGACGUGCUAAGAAAAAGCUUGUGAACCUCCACGACGAGCUCAAGAAGUUGAAGAACGACCUCCAUGUACAGCUGGUACAGAAGAAUCUUCAUGUGAGCGAGAAGAAUCUUCAGGUGAGCGAGAAGACACUUCAGGUGAGCGAGGGGAUUGAGGCACGCUUCGAAGAAUUAUGUCGCUGGGUAGAUCCACAAAGCCACACCACCCACUCGAAGUUGGAGUUCAAAAAAAUUGCAACUGAAGACCGAGUGUUUGGCAUGGAGUAUCCCUUGAGCAGGGUGUCUGAAGCUAUACGUGCUCCGACAGAACAAGAUGAUUUGCCUGAAGUGGUUUGCCUGCACGGGAUGGGUGGCGUUGGAAAAACAACACUGGCGAAACAAAUUCAUGAUAGCGAAGAGCUGAAAAACGAKUUUCCUGAUGGGAACAUGUUCAUCUUGUGCGGGCAGGYGAGAAAUGCCGAUGACUUGAUUCGACAGGCAUUAGAAAAAUYGGKGASCRGGUGUGAUGGGAGUGGUCGYGGUACAGAAAUGGAGUCUAGCUUGAAACAAUGGCUGAAAGACAAGAGAUUGCUGCUAGUGAUCGAUGAUGUCUGGAGUCCUGACCAGAUCGGGUGGGUUCAGCGUGUGGCYGAUGCAAACUGUACCGUUGUUAUCACAACAAGAAACAAAGAUGUYGUAASKCUYCCGACGGUCCAAACUUUUCUUGUGGAGCCAUUGGGGAUGGAAGACGCAUACGAUAUGUUUUGCUAUUCCGUAUUCGGUAGCGAACGCCCUCCUCCAGAUCUUGACGAGCUGACACGCAAAGUGUGCGCAAAAUGUGGCGGGCUGCCGUUGGUUCUGCAGKUGGUGGGGUCAAAUCUCUCUGCCAGAAGAGGGGACCAUGACUUCUGGGAAAGAUGGCUUGAAUUCUUGGAGAGAUCMAGCCUGGAUGUGCUACCUCAGCCCGGCUGCAACGAAGACUACUAUGAAAAUGUCCUAARGGUCAUCCAGCGGUCCAUUGACAACCUCUCCUCUAAGAAGAAGAAACAUCUCUUGGACAUGUUUCUUGAAUUGGCUCUGUUUCCYGAYGAUCAUGAAAUCGACCGUGACAUGAUGGAAAUCCUUUGGUCAGUCCAUCCACGUGUUGGUCGCCUGCAGGCUUCCAGAGAUUGCAUGAGCUCACUGAUCAGACUCUCUCUGGUGGAGGAGCGUAACGGGGGAUCGCAUGUGGUCUUGCACGAUAUAGUUCGGCAUGCAGCAAUCUGUACGAUAGACUCCAUCACGCCACCUCGAACAGUCCAGGAGAUUGGCAAGGGCAUCGACCCCGCCGCUGGUACUAGGUGGGGGGGGGGAGGCACGAAUGCAAUAAACCGGUUGUCUGUGGGCGGAGAUGAGAGCUUUACCACCCUCCGUCAUGGGUUUAUCGAAGCUGACGACACUUGACUUACAUGGUUGCCAUGAACUUCAGUUGCCCAAAGCGGGGAAAGGGRUCGAAAAUCURGGACGGUUAAGGCGCUUAGAUUUAGGGGAUUGUGUCGGUUUGCAGUCUCUUCCUGAUUCCUUUCAGGAACUYAAAAAUUUGACAUCKUUGAAUUUGAAUCACUGUGAGCGCUUGRACUGCUUGCCUGAUUCCUUGGGAGAACUAACAAAUCUGACUUCAUUGG
Messenger RNA from Chara braunii, 2073 nucleotides. Lineage: Eukaryota; Viridiplantae; Streptophyta; Charophyceae; Charales; Characeae. The record is from the annotation of a GenBank genome assembly.